Messenger RNA from Brassica rapa (field mustard), 3098 nucleotides. RefSeq names its product late embryogenesis abundant protein 37. Lineage: Eukaryota; Viridiplantae; Streptophyta; Magnoliopsida; Brassicales; Brassicaceae. Gene Ontology annotation, biological process: response to stress. The record is from RefSeq and is a predicted model, not a curated record. Gene Ontology annotation, cellular component: mitochondrion.
AAGAAAACACAAAUGGCAGUUUAUGUUCUUGAGCUGAAAAGGACAGGCGUGUGAGAACAAAGUAGGUCCACAUAUGGAUACACUUUCCCUUUGAUGGCGUCAUGUGAUCGUGAUUUAAGAUCAGACCAAUCUAUCUGUACGUGUCAUAGCUGCUGCAAAACUUCAAUCCCAUGUCUGAAAAAACUCCUUUUAUGACAACUAAACUGAAGAUCAAAUAAACCAAUUAUUUAUAGAAAUCGAUUCUUAUCCAGAAGUAGAAUACACAUGGAUGGAUGUAGAUCAUAUAACACAUAACAAUGGUGAGAAGUGUGAGGAAACUAAUGUAUGAUUCUCUACCAGCUAAUUAUUUGAUUCCAUAUAUAAGAGGAUAAGUUCGAAUGACACUUGUGAUCACUUCUACUUUCCAUUUUUUUUUAAAACUCAAACAUACCCUUAACUGAAAUAGUACCUAAUAUUAGCGUUUGUUUAUCCUGUUUACACAGAGCCGGCUGAGUUAGAAAGCGGUGUAUGGGAUUGUCAUAAGACAUAUGAUAUUAGAGAUCUAAUUUUUAAAUAAAAAAUAUUUUAAAUAUAUUAAAAGUGAAAUAUGUAUAUUUUAAUUAAGUCAAUUUUUCUGUAUAACGUAAAAAUAAUUUCGUUAUUUAAAAUAUCAUAUAUAAAAUAAUUUUAACCUACUAAUCUUAUUUUUAUUUUGAAAAUAUACUUUUGUUAUUAAAAACCUAAAAACAAAUUUGCCCAAAUGCCUCAAACAAAAUCUUUGAGCCGGGCCUGCCGGGAUUACUAUAAAUCCAAGAUGCUCUCUUGGAGAUAGCAAGCAUCAUGCAUGAAAUAUAAGAAAAGAAAUGGCUCUCUUCACAAUUACACCUGCACGUUGGUUAGCUUGUCUUUAUACUCUUAACUCGACAGGCAUAAAAGAUGCCCGAAACCAUGCACCGUCUUGCUAUUAUCUAACUGUUCAAAUCAACAUACACAUUCCAAAAACAAAAAAAUUAAUAAAAAAAUGUUUUAAAUUGUAACCAUUGGUCAGGUAUUCAGUUGAGCCAAACACGAAUGUAAUUAUUUUAUUUGAAGAAAAGCCAUUUUUCUUUCUGACCCCUCCAAAGUCCAAACGAUCUUACUGUUCUAGAGAAACCCUUGAGCCUAUCGAACCUUUUCACGCACAACCUACUUGUUCAAGUUUUAUAUUCAUCGUUAUUAUUUAUUAGUUAUUUGCUCAAUUUUUUUAAAAAAAUUGCACUUACGCUUAAACUCAUAAUUUUGGAAGCAAAAUUAGAUCAUUGUCAACUACAACAUGGUGGUGUAGUGGUAGGCGGCUCCAGGAUGCUAAGAGCAUGUUUAAUGGAGGAGGGUUUUUAGGGUGGAGUUCUUAGCGGAAUAUAUGAAUCCAUCUCUUAACUUUUAAUUAAAAAACUAAAAACCUGUUCUUAAAUUAAUAAUAACCCACCCAUUAAACAUGCUCUAAAUAAUCCCAAAGGCAUUCUACUGCAUGUUACAUUGUGGCCACACGGAUAUUAAACCGUGCUUUAGGAAUUAUUUGAAUACAUAUAAUGAGAAUCAAUCUGUGGGAUGCACCACCUUUAUGGGAAUUAAUUUGCACCUCUCUAUGGAUAUGAAGUAUGAAAUAUCCAAAAGUUUUUAAAAAGGAAAUAGGUCAUUGUCCAGGUGUAAAAUUCUAGAUCUCAUUCUUAAUUGCAUAUAAGAUCGAGCGAGAGACUACCACUUCUUUUACUCCCAUUGCAAAGUCAAAGCAUUAUUAGUUUAUUAGACGAAUUAUUAUUAGUAGCAACUUCCCUAUAUAUACAACAUAAAGCCAUAUGCUCCGACAUAUGUUAAUCUUUAUCGAAAUUAUCUUACAUUUAUUGUUAUCUAUAGAAGUUAUGAUGGGAGCAAUGUCUCAAUCGCUUUUCAAUCUCAAAAGUUUCUCUUGCUCUCUCAAUAACAUAAUUGUAAUGAGAGGAUACAUUUUGAUCAAAAAGGCUACUCAAAGGGCAUAUGCAAUAGGAAACAGCAGAGAAAAGCCAUCAUGGACAGCAGACUGUGAAACCGGAUACUACAGACCUGAAACCAUAACAAAACAGUUAGAUUCAUACGUUGUGACAACCUCUAAUGCUGAAGUUAAAAUGAGGAGAGGUGAAAAGUUAUGGUGGAUGCCUGAUCCACAAACCGGGUUCUAUCGCCCUGAUACUUUUGCGAGAGAGCUCGAUGCCGUUGAGCUACGGUCAAUGCAUUCCAACCACCGAGAGUAAAAAGAUCUUGUGAGCCAAAUGAUCUCUACAUGUGUGUUUUCUUUCUCAUUCUAGUUCAUCAAUUUGACGUGUGAACUAAUAAGUAUUGGCAAAUAAUAUUUGCCUCGCAUGCUUCUUUUCAUUGAUAUUGAUCAACCGUACUGACUUUAUCUAGCAAGUAGCAACAUGACAUGUCAAUAAGCAAGUUGGGUUUAUAUGUGGUGAAUCAUUCAAUAAACAAGUUGUCAUGUCUUAUAUAUAUAUACUUAUGAAAGAAAUAAGAUAUUUUGGUUUGGAAAAGUUCCAUAUUAUAAAGCUUAAUUCUCUUGAUCACAUACACUAUUUAUUUGUUAUAUCUAAAUACUACUAGUUCUUAUCAUGGCUGGCUAUAAAUGAUCAAAUGCUGGAAUUCUGAGCAAAAGGUUACCAAGAGGAUUUUAUGCCAUAGGCCAAAUGAAACAAUAUUUUAAUUUUCACUAAAUUGUUUUACAAUAAAACAAUUCAAAAAAUGUUUUUUUUAUGAAAUAAAUUAUGAUAGAAAAAUUUACUCAAAUAACUAUUUUUAUUUUUAGGUUUAAAAUGUAAUGUACCACACCAUUAAAAUAAAUACUAUUUACUAUUGAUUUCAAAUUACAAAGCUUAUGGAUAUUAAUAGUGGUCUAGAUUCAAGAAAAUAUACUUUAUUGCAACACUUUAUAAAGUAUAAACAAUAACAUAUUUCAAAAAAAAAGAAAUAAUAAAAUUCAAAGGUUUGAAUGUAUAUAGUUGUAAUUAACUAUUUUAAAAAAUUAAGUUGUGAUUGUACAUAAGGAAACUUAAAAUCUCUACUAAUAAAAGGGACCUUUUGAGGCUCCAUAGAGCGUCCACAUCAGC